AUGCGGAUUGCAAACACUCCUACUUCCGUCCGGGAUGCGAUCGAGAGCAUGAACCAGUUCACGGACUUCUACCAGGAGCUGAUUGAGAAGAUGGAGGAGGCCUACGGCUUGGCGCAGGGGUUGCCAGCAGUGGUCGAAGGUGAUCAAGGCAUCUACGAGAUUGAGAUCAUGCCCGUAGUACCGCUUGUGCGCAGGGAGGACGGCUCGACCAUGAGGCAGUCCGUGUACGCGCAGAGCGAGGACCAGAACGCUGAAACGACCCACAACCUCUUCACGAACGGAACCACGACAUACAAGGAGUUGGUGAAGGUGAGCCUAAUCGCGUCCCUAACUGAAUUCUACGACGGGAACAAGACGGCAUUAGGAGCCGCAUACAGGCGUUUGGAGAAGAUCAAGACUUUAUUCCCCAGCGCGAACACGAACAUGGUCGAGCUAGCAAUUGAGAUAAUCUCCCAGAGGACGCUAGUGCUUAGAGGCGCGAAUCUGAGCUUGAGCGAAAUGACAGCCUUGGUUGAAUGCCUGGUCGAAGAGAACGAGUCUGGGGUAAUGGACAUAAUAGUGAACGCGAUGAGAAGCAAGACUGACCUCAUUGCCUGCUUCAAGAUCCUAAUUGAGGAGUAG
This is a messenger RNA of Dothidotthia symphoricarpi CBS 119687, 621 nucleotides long. RefSeq lists its product as uncharacterized. Lineage: Eukaryota; Fungi; Ascomycota; Dothideomycetes; Pleosporales; Dothidotthiaceae. The transcript is spliced from 2 exons. The record is from RefSeq and is a predicted model, not a curated record. Bases 1 to 621 code for a protein of 206 amino acids.